Messenger RNA from Eutrema salsugineum, 1713 nucleotides. Its product is annotated as UDP-glycosyltransferase 75D1. NCBI's taxonomy places the organism in Eukaryota, Viridiplantae, Streptophyta, Magnoliopsida, Brassicales, Brassicaceae. The transcript has a single exon. Bases 86 to 1522 code for a protein of 478 amino acids. Gene Ontology annotation, molecular function: UDP-glycosyltransferase activity. The record is from RefSeq and is a predicted model, not a curated record.
UGUCAGUGAUAAUCUCUAUAUAAAUCCAAACUUGUUAUCUUCAUGAGUUAUAUACCAUCCAAGAUCAAAAAAAAAAAGCAGAAAAAUGGAUAACAACAACAAUGAUUCGAAAUCAUCACACACCGGACCACACUUCUUGUUCGUGACAUUUCCAGUACAAGGCCACAUCAACCCAUCUCUCGAGCUCGCCAAACGCCUCGCCGGAACCAUCACCGGAGCUCGAGUCACCUUCGCCGCCCCAAUCUCCGCCUACAACCGCCGCAUGUUCUCCAAAGAAAACGUUCCCGAAACCCUAAUCUUCUCCACUUACUCCGACGGCCACGACGACGGCUACAAAUCCUCAACUGCCUCCGACAAAUCUCGCAGAGACAGCGCAGGACAAUACAUGUCCGAUAUAAGACGACGCGGCAAAAAAACCCUAACCGAACUUAUCGAAGAUAACCGAAGUCAAAACCGGCCUUUUACUUGCGUGGUUUACACGCUCCUCCUCACUUGGGUCGCUGAGCUAGCGCGUGAGUUUCACAUCCCUUCUGCUCUUCUCUGGGUCCAACCCAUAACUGUCUUCUCCAUCUUCUACCAUUACUUCAACGGCUACGAAGAAGCGAUCUCAGAGAUGGCUAACAACAACCCUUCCGGUUACAUUAAAUUACCGUCUCUGCCACUGCUCCGUCUCCGUGAUCUUCCAACAUUCAUCGUCCCUACAAACGCCUACGCGUUUAUUCUAGCGGCGUUUAGAGCACAGAUGGAGUCAUUGAAGCAAGAGGAAAACCCUAAGAUCCUCGUCAACAGUUUCCAAGAGCUUGAACAAGAAGCUCUAGGCUCGGUUCUUGAUCAUGCCAAGAUCGUCCCCAUCGGUCCGUUGAUAACCUCGAGGACUGAUUCGGAGACUGGAGCUGAGUACAUUGAGUGGUUGGAUACAAAAGCUGAUUCGUCUGUGCUUUAUAUUUCGUUCGGGACACUUGCCGUGUUGAGCAAGAAACAGCUUUUGGAGAUCUGCGAGGCGUUGAUACAGAGUCGUAGGCCGUUCUUGUGGGUGAUUACGGAUAAAUCGUACAGAAGUAAAGAAGACGGUGAAGAGAAAGAAGAAGAGAUCAUAAGGAGUUUCAGAGAAGAGCUCGAUGAGAUAGGAAUGGUGGUUUCUUGGUGCGAUCAGUUUAGCGUUUUGAAACAUAGAUCGAUCGGUUGUUUCGUGACGCAUUGCGGUUGGAACUCGACGCUUGAGAGUUUGGUCGCGGGAGUUCCGGUGGUUGCGUUUCCUCAGUGGACUGAUCAGAUGACGAACGCGAAGCUCCUUGAAGAGUGUUGGAAGACAGGUGUGAGGGUGGUGGAGAAGAAAGAAGAGGAAGAAGUGGUUGUGGUGGAGAGUGAAGAGAUACGGCGGUGCAUUGAGGAAGUUAUGGAGGAGAAGGCGGAGGAGUUUAGAAGAAACGCGGCGAGGUGGAGAGAUUUAGCGGCGGAGACGGCGAGAGAAGGAGGAUCUUCGUUUAACCAUCUCAAAGCUUUUGUUGAUGAGCACAUGUGAGAUUCGGUCUCGGAGAAUUCAAUCAAUUCCUUAUUUAAAACUAUAUUAGUUUAAUUUUCAAAGUUACUCAAGUCAAUCAUUUGUAUCACAUUUGAAAUUUAAACAAUCAUUUGGAUGAUGAGAUGUAAUUUAUUGAAGAUGUGAGAGAUUGAUAGAUACACGAAGAGCACAUAAAUGAUAGUAUGAUACAA